Molecule: messenger RNA, 543 nt
Organism: Vicia faba (fava bean)
Lineage: Eukaryota; Viridiplantae; Streptophyta; Magnoliopsida; Fabales; Fabaceae
Source: the annotation of a GenBank genome assembly
AUGUGCGACCGUGACUGGGUCAACUUAGCCCUGGCCGACGACUCCAUCGUCGCCGACACUCUCCUCCGUUUCAACCUCCCUCAACCACCGCCACCACCACUUCAUCUCCACUGGACCGUCCGCCAACCUCGCUCCCGGUUCCUCCCAAAGCCUGACGUCACGAGAGCCAGCCCCACCACACCACUUACAUGGAGCGCCGCCGCCACCUCUGCCAGUGAAGAAUCUAGCCUCCCAACAAAACUCACCAAAACAUCAAGAUCUAAGGUCUGUAAUCAAAAGGAAACAGUUACUACCAAAAACUCGAAAAGAAAAAAGACUUUAGCUGAAUUAAGAGAGGAGGAGAGUUUGUUGUUGAAAGAAAGGAUAAACUUGAAAAAUGAACUGGUGUCUUUGCGUCUCACUGUCGAAAAAGAGAAAGCAACAAAUGAAAGAUUGAAGAGAAUGAAGCUUGAUUUUGAUUCACAACAUAACACUAAUACAGCUACUAUCUCUGAGAUUUGUAAGCAAGAACCUAAAUUUGUUCUCCCAGACCUAAACUUGUAG